Molecule: messenger RNA, 661 nt
Organism: Harmonia axyridis
Lineage: Eukaryota; Metazoa; Arthropoda; Insecta; Coleoptera; Coccinellidae
Gene: Taf10
Product: transcription initiation factor TFIID subunit 10
Exons: 3
Coding region: 123-518 (131 amino acids)
Biological process (GO): transcription initiation at RNA polymerase II promoter
Cellular component (GO): transcription factor TFIID complex; nucleus; SAGA complex
Molecular function (GO): promoter-specific chromatin binding; RNA polymerase II general transcription initiation factor activity
Source: RefSeq, a predicted model, not a curated record
UUGUUUGGGUCAGGUGUAAAUGUCACACCAGCGACGAGCACCACCAUCGUCCAUCAUCAUAAUUUCAACUGUUCCCAGUUCUCAGUGUUUUAACUUCGUGAUUUUCUUGAACAGUACGAACAAUGAGUCAAAAUCAACAACAGCCCUCUGAAAAAAUGACUGAAGAUCAACCAGAAUUAACCUUGGGUCAACCCCUUUCUGAUUUUCUCAUGCAAUUAGAAGAUUAUCAUCCAACUAUUCCCGAUGCUGUUACUGGGCAUAUCAUGAGAACUAGUGGUUUUGAACCUAAAGAUCCAAGGCUUCUAAGAUUGGUGUCUAUUGCAGCCCAAAAAUUCAUUUCAGAUAUUGCUAAUGAUGCUUUCCAUCACUGCAAAAUGCGAACCAGUAAUAACUCCAGUAGCUCCUCUAAGAAUUCUAAAAGUUCUAAAGAUCGUCGAUAUUGUCUGACUAUGGAAGAUUUGACACCUGCUCUUGCUGAAUUUGGAAUAACUGUUAGAAAACCACAAUAUUAUGUAUAACAUUUCCAGCUAAGUAUACAUAUAUGUGGAUGAAAACCCAUUAUUAAAUGUUAUAAAUUAGAUUACUAUUAAAACUUAUCUGUAGAAUGUGAUGUGUAUGUUUUAAAAUUGAUAUCAUCGGAGAAAAUAUAUGGUAAAAUAGG